Molecule: messenger RNA, 486 nt
Organism: Aureobasidium melanogenum CBS 110374
Lineage: Eukaryota; Fungi; Ascomycota; Dothideomycetes; Dothideales; Saccotheciaceae
Exons: 2
Coding region: 1-486 (161 amino acids)
Source: RefSeq, a predicted model, not a curated record
AUGUCCACCCAACCCAAUCCUCACGAUUACAACGCCAUCAAGAAUGUGAUAUCGCUCUACUGCAUUGCCCUAGACAACAAAGACUGGCCUCUACUCGAACGAGUCUUUGCAAAAGAUGUUGUUGCAAAAUAUCCUUUCAACGAUGAACCAAUUCUAGGUGUCGAUGCUUUGAGCAAGAGGAUACAGCAACGACUGAAGCCGGUAACAACCCAGCACGCAUUGACUACCCAACAUCUACUCCUCGACGGAGCUACAGCAAAGGCAACAACUUACUUUACUGGUGUGCAUUUGGGCAGAGGUAAAUGGGAAGGCCAGCAAGUAACUGCAUACGGAAAGUAUGUUGACGAACUGAUCUGCGUUUCUGCUAGUGAAGCGGGAGACACGGAGAUAGAGGCAGGUGCGAGUGGUGUUUGGAAGAUCAAGAGCAGGACUGUCACGUUCUUUGGCAGGGUAGGCGAGGAAGGUGUGAUGGAGGGGGAGGAGUAG